Frankliniella occidentalis (western flower thrips) is the source of this 757-nucleotide messenger RNA. RefSeq lists its product as uncharacterized. Lineage: Eukaryota; Metazoa; Arthropoda; Insecta; Thysanoptera; Thripidae. The record is from RefSeq and is a predicted model, not a curated record. The transcript is spliced from 2 exons. Bases 158 to 577 code for a protein of 139 amino acids.
UUUGAGGAUUCUUUUAGAUGGACUUUCAAUCUUUAUACAAUCACCAACCAACUUUGAACAGCAAGGGAAUUGCUUUUCCUCAUACAAGGGGCACUGUGUCAUUAUAUUUUCAAUAGGUAUUUCGUGUAAUUGUGCUACCAUAUUUUGUAGCGAUGGAAUGGAAGGGUCCAUGUCAGACAAGGGUGUCAUCGUUAACAGCAACUUGCUCACCAGAUUACAGAAGGGUGAUGGAGUUAUGACAGAUCGUGGGUAUGAGAUAACAGCAGAACUGCAAGCAAUAGGUUGUGAAUUGUACAAACCACCUGUUCUGGAUGGACGCCAAAACUUUACAAGAGAAGAAGAAAUUCUGACAAAAGCUAUUGCCUCUUCUCGUAUCUACACUGAGCACGCAAUAGCAGACAUAAAAGACAACAGGCUACUGCAGGGUGUUAUGCCUUUCAACCUGUUGCCAGUGGUAGACAACCUUGUCUACAUAGCAGCUUACCUGCGCAAUUUUGGAUCUAGCCGUAUCCAUGACAAAAGAUUUGUUGUAAGUGAAGACAGAUCUGGAGACCUUGAUGAUCCUAAACAAAAUUAAACAAGACCCAUCCACUGAAGGGUGAUAUACCAAUGAAGGUGCAAGAAGACAAUGCACUUCAUAUAGAUGAAGAUGACCAACCACCAAAUAAAUCUGUGAUGACAAAACUCACCAAAUGUGAUGAAGAAGUAUUAUUCUGGAUGUUGCUGUUAAAUUAUGAUUAUUUUUUUUUUUGCCUAA